Messenger RNA from Condylostylus longicornis, 2273 nucleotides. Its product is annotated as sialin. Gene Ontology annotation, cellular component: plasma membrane. The coding region runs from base 419 to 1972 and encodes 517 amino acids. Gene Ontology annotation, biological process: transmembrane transport; monoatomic anion transport. Gene Ontology annotation, molecular function: transmembrane transporter activity. Lineage: Eukaryota; Metazoa; Arthropoda; Insecta; Diptera; Dolichopodidae. The record is from RefSeq and is a predicted model, not a curated record. The transcript has 8 exons.
UGGUGGCAACAUUUAAGCAAAUAAAAUAAAAUAAAAGCGGAGGAGACUUUUUUUUUGUGAUUUUUUUAUUUUAUAAAUUUAAAAUUAAAAAGAAAAACAAAAGGAGAAUUAAUUAAAAGGGACAUUUAAUAUUUUAAAUAUUUUUUCAUUUUGAAAAUAGAACAAUUCAGUUUUUUUUUUUUUAAAUAAUUCUUUAUUAUUUCUUGUAUUUGUGAUAUUAAUUUUAGUUUAAAGAAAUAAAAGUAAAAAUUAAAUUAGAAAAAUAAUUUAACUUAAAAAUAGUGAAUUUUUCCCUAGUAUUCUUACAUUUUUUUUUUUUUUGGAAAAAAUUCUUAUUUGCUAUAAAUAAAUAAAAAGAUUAUUUAUACAUAUAUAAAAUAAUUAGAUAAGCAACAAAAAACAAAUAAAAAAUUAUAUAAUGACUAAUAUUGAAAGACGUAGUAAAGUAAACCGUUUUACAAAUCUUUUAUCAUGUCGUCAAAUAUUAAAUAUAAUGGUAUGUCUUGGUUUUAUGUUAAAUUAUGCAUUACGUGUAAAUUUAACAAUAGCAAUUGUUGCUAUGGUUGAACCAUUAACACCAUCAACAUCAGAAUCAAUAAUUGAUAAUGAAACAUUUCGUAAUUAUGAAAGAGAUCAUAAUUUAACAGCAUUAUCAUUAAUUGCACAUCCACCAUUAAAUGAUACAUUAUCAACAUAUGAAAAUAAAAUGACAACUGAUGCAGAACCAAGAUUUAAUUGGGAUACAUAUCAACAGAAUUUUGUAUUAGGAAGUUUCUUUUGGGGUUAUAUAUUAACUGAAUUACCUGGCGGUCGUUUAGCUGAAUUAAUUGGUGGUAGACGUGUAUUUGGACAUUCCAUGUUAUGGGCUAGUUUAUUAACAUUAAUAACACCAUUUGCUGCAUAUACACAUUAUGUAUUUUUAAUUGUUGUACGUGUUGUAUUAGGUUUUAUGUUAGGUGCAUCAUGGCCAGCUAUACAUCCAAUGGCAGCUGUAUGGAUAAAACCAAUGGAUAGAUCAAAAUUUAUGUCAAAUAUGAUGGCAUCAUCACUUGGAGCAGCAAUUACAAUGCCAAUUUGUGGAGUUUUAAUUUCAUCAUUUGGAUGGGCUAGUGUAUUUUAUGCAACUGGUGGUGUUGGUUUAUUAUGGUCAAUUUUAUGGUUCAUUUUUAUAUUUGAUACACCAGCAACACAUCCAAGAAUAACACCUGAGGAAAGAAAUGAAAUUGAAGAAGCAAUUGGUAGUUCAACAUCAAAAACACGACCAAGUUAUGUACCAUGGAAACAAAUGUUAACAUCGGCAGCUGUUUGGGCAAUAAUUUUAACACAUGGUCUAUCUGUAUUUGGUUUCUUUACUCUAAUAAAUCAAUUACCAACAUAUAUGAGAACAAUAUUACAAUUUAAUAUUAAGAGUAAUGGAUUAUACUCAUCUUUACCAUACCUUGGUAAAUAUAUAAUGGCAUUAAGUUCAUCAUUCCUUGUUGAUUAUUUGAGACAAAAUGACAAAUUGACAACAACACAAGCUAGAAAAGUUUUCACAUCAUUCGCUUUGAUGUCACCUGGACUUUUAAUGAUUUUACAAGCUUUUUAUGGUAAAACAGCUGUAUGGUCUAUUACAAUUUUUACACUUACAUUAUUUACACAUGGUGCUGUAACAGCUGGUUAUUUGGGUAAUGGUUUAGAUAUUGCACCAAAUUUCAGUGGAACAAUCUUUGGUUUAGCAAAUACAUUAUCAUCAUUUGGUGGUUUCUUAUCAACAUGGAUGGUUGGAGCUUUAACAUAUGAAGAUAAAACAUAUUUAGCCUGGCAAAAAGUAUUUUCGAUAUUAGCUGCUACUUAUAUUGGCGGUGCUGUAAUAUAUUUAAUUUUUGGUACUGGUGAAUUACAAUCAUGGAAUAAUCCACCAGAAAGGAAAAAGAAACACAAUGAUACUGAUCUUGAACAACAAGAACCUUUAAAGAAUGGAAAAAUUUAAAAAUGAAAAAAGUAAAAAAAUUAAGAUGCCAGGAAAUGUUUAUUUUUUUUUUUUAAAUAUCAACAAACCUAAAUUGAAUUUUUUUUAUUUUAUUAACACUGGGCAUUGAUUUUAUUAAAAAUAUAAAAUAAAAUUUAAAAUGAAAAUAAUUAUUGUUGAACGAAUUAAAAACGUUUGUUAAAUAAUUACGGAAAAAUGUUCCAAAAAUUAAUUUUGGGUUUUUCAAAAAAAUUUUCCUUUUUUAAUCAAAGAACGUUUCUUUUUAAUUUUUUUUUUUUUUAAAUUAUUGAAAACAUUGUUU